This is a messenger RNA of Peronospora belbahrii, 1578 nucleotides long. The record is from the annotation of a GenBank genome assembly. NCBI's taxonomy places the organism in Eukaryota, Oomycota, Peronosporomycetes, Peronosporales, Peronosporaceae.
AUGGCUGCUUAUACGCCAGAAAUAGCACAAUUACCACCAUCGUCUGCGGCAGUAGCUGGAUCGUCUUCUAUUGCCUCAAUGGUCGUCGUAGGACACCUUGAUGGUAAUUUAAAUGACGUCAUGUAUGGACUCAUGGCAACGGACACGGCAGAGCUGAAACUUCGGUUACAAUACAUGGUAGACCCAGAGGUCCUGGAUACAUCCAUGAUGAGCUGCAUAGAGAAACCAAGUGCUGCUAAACCAUUUCAUUUUGUUGGUAAACAGUGGGUCCGUCGUGGUGAAACUUCUCGUGUUAAUUCAAACUCUCGACGGCCUCGUGAUUUUGUGCUAUUGGUAGCUUCUGGUGUCAUGCGACACAAAAUUUCUGGACAAACAGAAGCCCAAGAGAUUGGGUAUUACCUGUGUCACUCAAUGGAGAUGCAAGAGUGCGAACUUAGUUACGAACCUGCGCGCGGAUGGCUCUCCACUUGCUCAUUAUUUACUCCGACUAACGGAAGCUCUGCACAGACCGACGUGUUUUCCCGAGGAUAUGUGAACUUUAAAGGAAAGAUGCAAGACUACCAGGCAGAAGCGAUGAUGAGUUCGCUUAUGCUAGCUGGUGUCGCAGAAGCUGCUUCUUGUGGUCGAAGCAAGAAGCUAAGCUGGAUGCUGAUGAAUGUGAAGGGUGCUGCAGAAGAAUUUCGACGUAGGCAACCAGAAGCAAAGUCUGCGUCCAACUGCUGUGGCAUUUGCGACCGCAAAUUUGGCGUCCUGCACAGUGUGGCGUCGUGCACCCUUUGUCAGGUGAUAAUAUGCUCACGUUGUCGUGUGAGCCGAGACCUUUGCUUUCUGAACCGGCAAGACGUAGUUUUGAGGACCACAUACAACAAGAGUGUGGGUGAGAGCCGCCAUCAAGGCAGUCGACAAGUGGAAUGUCGGACUGUUUUGUUGUGUAAAAAUUGCAAAAUGAAUGCCAGUCACAUGGACGCAAGUGUGAUGGCACGUCAAGAGGCCAAAGAUCGCUACGGUUUUCACGAGACGGCGCGGACGGAUCUGAUAGACGACAGUAGAAUCUCACAUUCGUGCUCGCAGUCUGGGUCAGAGGUUAGUUAUCAAGGAGAAGGAACAGCCGAAAUAAGUCUCUGGACUCCAGUCACAGACACUACGAAGCUACAAGGUUGCAAUGAUACAACUCUAUUGAACGAACCACGUGACGACAUGAAUGAUGUCGUCAAGACAAAAGUCGUUAGAGUGGAUAAUGGUCAUGCAAAUUGGUCGGAUUCUGCAGUUAAUACGACAUUGGACAGUUCCUUUGCUUCGACAUUGCCAUCUCCACGAGAUCGAGAUAGCAGUCAAGAGGAAUAUAGCAUGGAAGUGUCUUUUACUUGUCCAUAUGAACCUCGACUACAGUAUUCGACACAUGAGACAAGUACAAGUGCAGGACAAUAUCAAGCUGAUUUAAUGCGGAGAAUGCAGGAAUUACAGAAAAGUGCCGAGUCUGUGUAUCAAUUUACGAGUCGAAUGAGUGCCAAUACGCACUACCGACAUGACAAUGUCGUGUCAUUAAAUUCUAAGGUGUAUAUAUCGGAGCUAGAUUAA